AUGUGGUCCCUUGUGGUGGUAGCGGCAUUGUUCGCGACCGCGCGGUCCAAGCAAUUACCACACAAUGCAGAUUUACCAAAUACAGCGGUGGCUACAGUCACCGAAUCCGACUCGGAAUGGCCGGAAGCGCUCGCACCACUUGACACCCUCGCCGUCGCGUGCGAGAGGGACAACAUGCACGUCACUAUAUCGCUCUCAACUAGUCAUGCUAACAGUGUCUACGACUCAUUCAACGGCAUAGUCUACCCAGCUGGGCUGGGCAGCAACUCAACAUGUCUCCGAGAAUUCGUUUCCGCCCGAGGUGAUCUCCAGUACACGCUUCCACUGAAGGGCUGUAACACAAUGUCUACUGAUAAUGAGGACGGAACAGUGGAAUACUACAACAAUAUAAUAGUGCAACCUCAUUUGCGCCUUGUGACUGGUCAAGGUCGGGGCUACCACGUCAGGUGUCGCUACCGUAGGCGAGACCUCACGCUUUUCCAUCUGCACAGACCACACGCUGACAGACUCACUUCCAGGACUGAUAUACGAGAUGAGUACGACGAGGAAUCCGGUUUAUUACCCUCUGUAACUAUGAAAAUCUUUAAGGGUGACCCCGAAGAAAAACAGGUGGCGUCAAACGUUCGCAUAGGUGACACGCUCACGUUAGUUGUGUCAUUAGAAAAACAGAGGAAGUACGGCCUUCUGGUCUCCGAGUGCUCGGUGCGGGACGGACUGGGAUGGGCUGAACAGAGUUUGAUCGCUGAUGAUGGCUGCCCAUUAGACGGCGAAAUAAUGGGCCUCUUCCAGUACAGCGUGGAGAAGCAAGAGGCGAAGGUUUCAUUCCCAGCUCACAAGUUCCCUUACACGGCCAGCGUCUACUACACGUGUGAGGUCAAACUGUGCGAUCUCAAUCAUCCCACAGAUUGUGAGCCAUGUUCGCAUAAGAAGCGCGUGCGUCGUGACACGGAGGAAGGAUCGCCCGCAACAGUCGAAGUUUUCUCCGGACUUUACGUCAACGAAGCAGAUUCGCUGGACAACGAUGACGUUGUUAGCGAGAAGAAAGAAGACGAAAUAUGCAUUUCCCAACGCAACUUUGCCAUUGGAAUAUGUAUAGCCGGUGUGAUUUUAAUGAUUUGCGUCAUAGCAGCUAUAGCCUUUAUUCUAGCACGACGAAGGAACCCAAAAACUUAUUCAAGAACUGGCAGUUCCCUAUACAGUGGCCCGUAUACCAACACUGGCUAUUCGCAUACAAGUUAA
Messenger RNA from Pieris macdunnoughi, 1239 nucleotides. NCBI's taxonomy places the organism in Eukaryota, Metazoa, Arthropoda, Insecta, Lepidoptera, Pieridae. The record is from the annotation of a GenBank genome assembly.